AUAUAUAUAGCCCGUAUUGUAAUAGAAAAAUAUUGUCGUAGAAACCGUUGCUAUGACAACUGCUUUGUUUAAUCACAAUCCAUGACAACGAUGUGUCUUCCUUAUUUGUUGUCAAAUUCAGUUUAACUAUCACACUACUUAAAUAUUAAUAAAUAAACAAAAUGCCGCCCAAAGGAGGAAAAGGCGGUGCUAAGAAGGCGGCAGCCAUCGUUAUUGAUGGAGUCGACACUUCUGAAAUGACAAGAGAGAAACUAGAACAAUUCACUCUUAGAGUGAAAGAAGAAUUAGACAAAGAAAGGGAAGAACGCAACUACUUUCAGUUAGAAAGAGACAAGAUCCGAACAUUCUGGGAAAUUACUAGACAACAACUAGAAGAAGCUAAAGCUGAACUUCGUAACCGAGAGAGAGCUACAGAAGAAGCACAAGAAGAAAAUGAAGCGCUUCUUGAAACGGAGAAACAGAAGAUAAAACAUCUAAAGUACGAACAGCAAGCUGCUGCAGCCGCUUUGAGGGCGGAAAAUCUCGUGGCUUUAAAAGCUGCUAAAGAAGAACACGCUGAACAAGAACUCGAGCUUUUGAAUGACAAAAGAGCACUAAGACAAGAAAUGAGAGAGAAAGCACUAGCUGCUCAAGACGAACUGCGGAGAGCUAAAUUAAUGCAUGCCGAAGACCUCUCUAAGACGAGGGCAGAAUUUGAAGAAAAAGCAAGACAAAUAGAAGAAAAAGCUGAAAAGAAGCUUCAAGAAACUAAGGUAGAGUUGACAGUUAAACAUCGAACCGAAAUAGCUGAAGUUGAAGAGAGAAAGAAUAAACAGCUGUCUGAAUUGAUAGCCCAUCACGAAAGAGCUUUUGCCGACUUAAAGAACUACUACAACGAUAUCACUUUGAACAAUUUGGGCUUAAUCAGUAGCCUCAAGCAACAGAUGGAAGAUAUGCAGAAAGUUAAAGAACGCGCCGAGAAGAUCGCGAGAGAUGCAGUAGCAGAAGCGAAAGGUCUUCGAGAGCCUUUAGAAGCAGCCAUCAUCGACAACAAGGAACUGAAACGGCAAAUGUCAAACUAUGAUAGGGACAAAGCUGCUUUAGCUGCAAAAACGAAACAGCUAGCAACCCUAGAGAAACAGUUCGAAGUCUUGAAAUGGGAAUACGAAGUGCUACAAAUACGCUUCGACAGAGUGCUAGCUGAAAGAGACGAGCUGAAGGCUAGAUUUUCGAGGGCCGUACUAGAAGUACAACAGAGGGCUUCGUUGAAAACGGCCCUACUGGAAACCAAGUUGAAAAAUAUGGAAGCAAGAGAUUUAGGACCGAGAGAAUUGCAUGAACUGCUCAAACUCAAAGACACCCAAGUAGAAGAUCUUCGGUAUGAAGCCGCACGACUUCGGAAGGCGCAUGAUGAUCUACUCGCGACUUACGAAGCGAAACUAGUGAAAUUAGGAGUGCCUCCAGAAGAACUCGGUUUCAAACCAUUAAAAGCCGUUGCGGUGGCCGGAGUAUCGCCUGUAAUAGGUCAAGGACCAGCAGGAUUAGUGACGAAAGAUCAAUGUUAGAAAUAGAAAUUAAAAAAAUUGUAUAAUAUAAUUGCAAAAGUUGUGCCUAUCUAAAUUGUUCUGAAGAGAAAUUGUAAAUACCAAAAAAUAUUUUUGUAAAUCCUUUUUUCCUUUUUCGUAAUAAGCUGUCACCACCAUCUAAGAUCAUUGAUAAUGACAUUGGCAGAGCCGGGCGACUGCGUACCAUUCAAGAUCAAGCUAUCUGAUAGAUCUCACAGCGAUCAGCCAUUGUGCUUAGUGCAAGUUUUUUAACGUUCUCGAUAGCGUAAAAGUUAACUUUGUAUGGAGUUGGAACGUUUGCCUACGUUUGCCGCUAGGGACGCUGUUCCAACUGCACACAGAUUUGAGUUAACUUUUACGCUAUCGGGAACGUUAAAAAACUCGCACUAAGCACACUGGUGUUAGAAGGCUACCGGAACCCAUUACUAUAACAAUAUGAAUGAACGAACCUUAAAAUAUGAGGUCGAUGUUUUCGCUGUAAUUGCCGGUGCCAGAAUAAAUAAAACCAAAAAAAUGAAGCCAAUAA
Molecule: messenger RNA, 2070 nt
Organism: Bombyx mori (domestic silkworm)
Lineage: Eukaryota; Metazoa; Arthropoda; Insecta; Lepidoptera; Bombycidae
Gene: Gas8
Product: dynein regulatory complex subunit 4
Exons: 7
Coding region: 162-1544 (460 amino acids)
Biological process (GO): cell motility
Cellular component (GO): microtubule; motile cilium; Golgi apparatus
Molecular function (GO): microtubule binding; small GTPase binding
Source: RefSeq, a predicted model, not a curated record